CAGAACUAAUAAAAUAGAGUCUUUGGCUACAGAGAUGAGUUGCUUCAGCAGACUUUUCAAUAUGAAUUUAAAGCUGCUGUGAGAACUGCAUGUCUUUAUGUCAUCUGGUUGGACAUUCCACUGAGUUGUGGUUUUCACAGAGCAUACUGACUGCCCAAAUGCAGCAUGAUGAGGGAACUGUACAGUCUAAAGAUCUUCAGGAUCUCAGGAUAUCAAGAUGAGAGUAAACAAAGUCACAUAAUGGAGGACAGCUCGAGCCAUUUCUAAGUUUAUACACAUGACACAAAUUUGAAAGUAAUCUGAAAGAUUUUGUUUCUCCAGCAUCCUUCAAUGAAGUAUUCUUUUUAACAGUUUCUUUCAUUUCUUUUCAUAAAGACUGUGUAACAAGACUAAUCUUAGGUGCACAUAUACACACCUCAGUCAUGUUUUUUCUCAUAUAAAGAGUAUGUAAGUGUUGAUUUCUUAAUAAAGCUAAUGCAAAUAUGGAACUGCAACAUACAGAAGUUUAACUGAUGCAUGUUGUGGGUAUAUUUUUAACACACCGGAUAUUCACAACAUGACAUAAAUAUAACACAUAACAUAGUUCACAGCUACAUCUGUUUUAGUUUCUACAUUUUCUUGUGAUGUGAAGAUGUGGAGCCUUCAAAACCUGCUGUUCAUCAUCUGCAUUGCUCUGAUCUGUGCAACCAGUACAGCAGCAGUAAUCCAUGUGUCUGGAUAUGAAGAGAGAGAUGUUAAUGUUUCCUGCUCCUAUGGAGAAGGUUAUGAGUCCUAUGAGAAAUACCUGUGCAGGAAUGACUGUGGCAACAGUGAUGUUCUGGUUAAGACUACAGAAGCAAAGAAGAACAAAUACUCCAUCUAUGAUGACAAAAAGAGAAGAGUCUUCACAACGACCCUCUCUGAUCUGAGCUCUGUGGAUGCUGGGAAAUACUGGUGUGGGGUGACCAGGACUGGAAAGGAUAUCUACACUGAAGUAAGAGUGGAAGUAGAGCCAGACAGCUGCUGUGAUCGUUCCACCAACAUUCAAAGUUAUGAGGGAGGUUCAGUGUCCAUCAGUUGUUCAUAUGAGUCUGAGGACCAGAACAACCUGAAGUACAUCUGCAGAGGAAAGCAGCCCUCCACAUGUCUGCAGCAGGCACUAAUCACCUCUGACAACAAACGAAAAGGACGGUUCAGACUUACUGAUGACAAGGAGUCAAGGAAAUUCACAGUGAACAUUACCAGUUUGACCCAAGAGGAUUCUGGGUCAUACCUUUGUGGCGUCCAUAGAAACACCGGCCUGGAUGUUUUCUCUGCUGCUGAGCUGGAAGUCAAAGAUGUCCCUCACUUUACAAUUUUGAUUUAUGUUGUACCAGCAAUUCUGGUUGUCCUGUUGAUCCUGACAUUUUUCCUUGUCAUGGUUCAUAAGAACAAAUGCAACAGAGUGCCAGGAGAUGGAGUUACGGUGAACAUUAACACAUUGAACACUGCUGAAGCAGGAGUAAAGAUGAAUAUUUAUGACAUAGAAGAUUAUGUAGACAUGGCCUCCUUGAGGCCACAGGACAUGUCCCACGAUGAUGAUACAGGCAAAGACAAGUCUGUGUACCAAAACUUCACCACAACAGAAGACAUCGAUAGUCAAAUUUACGCCAACCACAGCAGCUGAGUGUUUGAUUGAAACAGCUGGCUAACAAGCAUUCAAUCUUGUUAUACUAGGUUGUUCUUUGUGAUUGUACAAAACUGGUAUAUAAUAACCAUCAAAUAUAUUUGGUACUCAGAUUCAUUGCUUCAACUUGAUUUUACUCACUUUCUUGUACUUUCACAUUCCUUAUGAUUGCUUAGUGUUAAUAUAACAGUUUGAUAAUCUGCACUGCAUGUAGGAAAAUGUGAAGAAAAACCCCAAAACUUAAUUUAGCAGUAUAUCUGUAACCUUUGUAAAAAUGAAUAAAUAAACAAAAGUAUGAGAAACAUAGUCA
Molecule: messenger RNA, 1955 nt
Organism: Lates calcarifer (barramundi perch)
Lineage: Eukaryota; Metazoa; Chordata; Actinopteri; Centropomidae
Product: CMRF35-like molecule 1
Exons: 6
Coding region: 632-1645 (337 amino acids)
Source: RefSeq, a predicted model, not a curated record